AUGUCUCUCGCAUCUGGUGUUUCCAUUGCCGAUGAGUGCAUCACUGCAUUCAACGAGUUCCGUCUGAGCCACGGCAAGACCAAGUUCCUCAUCUUCAAGAUUUCCGACGACAAGAAGACCGUUGUUCUUGACAAGACCGGUAGCGAGCAGGACCAGGACUAUGAAGUCUUCCGCACUGCUCUCGACAACUCCAAGGAUGCUGCCGGCAACCCUGUGCCUCGCUACGCUGUCUACGAUGUUGAGUACGACCUCGGCGGUGGUGAGGGCAAGCGAAGCAAGAUUAUCUUCAUCUCCUGGGUUCCCUCCGACACCCCCACCAGGUUGUCCAUGAUCUACGCCUCCACCCGUGAGAACCUCAAGAAUGCUCUCAACGUUGCCACCUCCCUCCACGCCGACGACAAGAGCGACAUUGAGUGGAAGGCCGUCCUGAAGGAGGCCAGCGGUGGCAAGGCUAAAUAA
This is a messenger RNA of Penicillium malachiteum, 459 nucleotides long. RefSeq names its product actin-binding ADF family protein. Bases 1 to 459 code for a protein of 152 amino acids. The transcript is spliced from 5 exons. Lineage: Eukaryota; Fungi; Ascomycota; Eurotiomycetes; Eurotiales; Aspergillaceae. The record is from RefSeq and is a predicted model, not a curated record. Gene Ontology annotation, cellular component: cytoplasm; actin cortical patch; actin cytoskeleton. Gene Ontology annotation, molecular function: actin filament binding. Gene Ontology annotation, biological process: actin filament depolymerization; actin filament severing; cell motility.